AUAGAUAUAUAAUACAAAUAAAAUAUAUAAGUUGAGCUGUCGCGUGCAUUUUAUUCUUGCAUUUUUCGUAAUUAUUUGUGAGAAUAUAAAACUACGUUAAUAUAGAGUUGAUUAUAAAUUAAACUUAAAAAUAAAUUUAAGUACAUCGAAAUAUCAUUUUUUCACUGACUGUUAUUCUUAAAAUUAUAUUUAAUAACCAAAAUUAAAAAAUGGCUACGACAGAUGCACUUGCCAGAGAGACGGACGUUGUUCAAAUAUUAAGGCAAUGGGAGGAAGAUCACCAAUCGUCGUCAUACGAUCCAAUCCCAACACUUAAAAGGUUAGCCGAAAUAAUCGAGUCGGAGACUGAAAACUACCUCAAAAUGGAUCCAGACCCCUUCGACGAGCGUCAUCCGUCCCGCACUGACCCGGAGUGCAAUUUUGGGCACAUCCUCAAGGUUUUAUUUCGUAAAGAUAAUUUUAUGACUAGGCUUAUAAACGACUAUUUAAGAGACUCCUAUUACACAAGAGCAGGAAUAUCCGGCCGAGACGUGCGUCAAUUAAACAUAGCAGCGUGCAGACUGAUGCUGGACAUCCUCCCGGGUUUAGAAACCUCAGCAGUCUUCCAGCCGGACAACGACGGUCUGAUCCACCGAUUAUUCUCCUGGGCCGAAAAGAGCCCCGAACCUCUCCGUAGCUACGCCACAGGCUUACUCGCAGCAGCCAUGGAGGUCCAAGACAUAGCAACGGGAUUCCGAGAGCAGAACGCAAAAAUGGUCCCCUUAAUGUUGCAACGCCUCCACAAACUCCAAGAAGACCACCCGACUGUCAACAACCGUCCUUUCGCGAGUUUCGGCCACAACCGCCACAGCUUCGGUGACUCCGAGAACAAAUGCGUGCCAGGAAAGCGAAAAAUCCGCGAUAAGCUCGAGAACGGCGUAAAAAACUCCAACAAUUUGAGUUUCCUCAACGAAGAAGGCCCCAACAGUCCCGACAAUGAAGUCCAGCCUACUAAAAAACGCCGAAGCAGUCCCGACGACGAGGAACCUCAAAACACAACUCCCAUGAAGUCCAGCGACUACCAACAAAUAAUGUCGCCUCCUCAAUCAGUCCCCAACACUCCAAACUCCUUAAAGGACCAAGGAACGCCUUCUAACACUCCAAACCGCGGAACUCCACCACGAAGUUUAAACAUCGCCCGUUCAAGUGCCACUCGGAACCUCACUCACAGCGUGAGCACUCCCUCAAUGCUUCUCGAGGGAAACUCAAAUUCUUCCUGGGCAGAAAUGGAGUCUUACGUAAUAGGAAACAUCCAAAUGUACCCACCAACAUUAGCGACCCAGCAAAUGCUGAUCUUCCGUUACCUAACACCAAUGGGAGAAUACCAAGAAUUUCUCCAACACGUCUUUGAAAAAAACGCUCUGGACUUAAUUUUAAAAUACAUAAACGUCCGCGAGACCAAAGACAGCCGGCUUGCGUUCGAAGCUUUAAAAUACCUUGCCUCUCUCCUCUGCCACAAAAAAUUCUCAAUAGAAUUUUUAAACGCCAAUGGCCUCGACAAACUCCUGGACGUCCCUCGACCCAGCGUAGCAGCAACAGGUGUCUCAAUCUGCCUCUACUAUCUAGCUUACUGCGAAGACGCUUUAGAGCGUGUGUGCCAAAAGCCAAAAGCAAUAAUCUCAAACCUAGUAACUUACGCCCUCUGGCUCCUAGAGAGAAGCCACGACUCCGGAAGGUGCCACGCUACCAUGUUCUUCGGGUGUUCCUUCCCCUUUAAAAUCAUCCUUGAAGAGUUCGACGCGCAAGACGGCCUUCGCAAGCUCUUCAACGUAAUAUCAACUCUCCCAAUCCUAAACGUUGAAGAUGAAUCAAUUUUAAACGACGAUGAAGAGUGCGCUUCUCGUCAAAUUGUCCGACAUGUCGCCGUAGCUUUAAAGAAGUACAUCGAAGCGCACUUGUACCUCAAAGCCGAGCAGCUCCAGCAGCAACAGAGGGUCGAGAAUGAAUUAGGACAGCAAGUGGUUCCUCAGUCUUUAUCUAGCAAGCCUUGUAAAUUUAAAAACGAAGAGGAAGCUCAAGAAAAGGUCGAACUUCUUCUAAAAUUGAUGAACGUCCGCACGCAUUGGCCUCCUGUGGAAAAAUUGUAUGAGCUAGGUUCUAUCACUUUGUUACUACAGAUAAUAGCGCUUGCUAGAGAGUGGAACUUUAGCAACCGAGCUUACAAUUCAUCCUGCUCUGAGACAGUCCGCUCUUGUUUAGACGUAAUCGCAGUCUGUACAGUCGUUCCAAAAGUAAUGCUUCUACUCUGCGACCGCGUGGACAUGCCAGACUCAUCAAUGACCAUGGCGAUUAAUUUACUCCUAGCCGCUGCUGAGGGAGAGAUAACUCCCGACGCUGAUGUCCAGCGCGCUGCCUUGCGAGCUAUUGUAAACUGCGUUUGCGCUCCAAUUCAACGAGUCUCAGGAACAGUGGUCCGAUUUUCCUCCACGGGGUCUAAUAAGAAAAAAACAAACACUUACAAUUCUGAAGAAUUAAUCCAGAAAGUCUGGUCUAGUGUGAGGUCUAACAACGGAAUCAUGGUGCUGUUACAAUUGAUGAUGGUCAAGACUCCCAUCACCGACGCUGACAGCAUCCGCGCUCUGGCUUGUCGUGCUCUAGCUGGUCUUGCACGCAGUGAAAAAGUCAGACAGAUUAUCGGGAAGCUUUCGAUGUUCACCGGAGGCCAGCUUCAGUCUCUAAUGACCAACCCGAUCCACAACGAGAAGCGUCAGGAGCACGUGAUGUUCCAGAAGUACGCUUUGGAAUUAAUCGAGAGAGUCUCUGGAAAAGCUAAGCCUACCAAUGCCGAGUACGAGUUGUCCUUAGCGAGUCUCCAUCGGGCUAAUGUCAUCGCUCAGACUAAAAUUCAGUACGACAAGCAGCAACUUAACCAAUUAAUCUACCAGCAUUUUGUGUCUGAGGGAUUGUACCACGUAGCUGCGGAGCUCCAGCGGUCAGUUGGACUGGACACAGCGGUAAUGAAGCCUAUGAUUUCGUACCAGCCGUUUACUUACAGCACCCCUGCUCCGACAGUAGCUGCCCGUCCAGGAUACUCUCCGGGGUAUAUUUAUAACACAAAUCCUCGGAACCAACGGGACGGCUUUAAUCGGUCUACUGCUCAAACUCCGCCGUCGACUCGGUAUAUCUCCCACACUUCUAGUACACCAAUAACUCCUGGAGUUAGGAUUAAAUUAGCGGACAGUCUGAACCAGUCUAAUUCCAACAACCAGCCGAUAAAGCUCCAGAUAAACCAGAAGAAGCACCAGCAAGACAAGGUUAAUUCAAUGAACCAAUCUUUGUCCACUCCCUUCAACAGAUCUUUACAAAAGCAAAUUUCUCGCGACCCUGGAGCGGUUGCAGGAGCUGAGCUACCUCUUGCGUCUCAUACAACUCCUUUAAUUACUCUAGACUCAAUUGUUACGGAGUACCUGACUAACCAACACGCGCUCUGUAAAAAUCCAAUGGUGACUUGUCCUAAGUUCAAUCUCUUCGAGCCGCACAAGUGUCCUGACCCGCGACCUAAGAGCUCCGCGGCGGCUAAUAUUACUGUGAGGUCCACCAGGAGGCAAGUUGGGAUCAAUGACAAGCGGCUUGAUAGAAGAUAUAUUUACAGUCGAUUUUGUCCGAUAAAAACUUUCAGACCCACUGAUGUUGAGGGCGCUUUUAUGUGCUGUACCUUUUCUGCGGACCAGCAGUCGCUGAUGGUCGGGACUUAUUCCGGAGAUGUUAAGAUGUUUAAUAUUCACACGGGGAUUGAAGAAGCUUCUUAUCAGUGCCACGAGUCGUAUCUCAGCCACAUGGAGUGCAAUAAAAGGGGAGAUUUGCUGUUGACUUCAACUGCUUGGAGACGACCCUUGUCUGGGCUCUGGAGCAUCGGGACUUUCUUUGAUCUCAAGCUUACUAUGGAAGCUGAGGAUUAUGUGGAGUUUAGCAAGCAUCAGGAUAAAAUUAUUGGGACUCAGGGCGAUACUGCGACGAUUUAUGAUAUCGCGACCGGGAAAUUGGUCAGUACUUUGACCCCGUCGAUUGCGUCUAAUGGGUACUUUAGGAACCGCGCGACUUUUAGUGUUAAUGAUGAGCUUGUUUUGAGUGAUGGAAUACUCUGGGAUGUUAAUUCAGGAAAAGAAAUUCAUAAGUUUGAUAAAUUAAACGCUUCUAUAAAUGGAUUUUUUCAUCCUAGUGGGACGGAAAUUAUUUCUCACACUGAAGUCUGGGAUUUAAGGACAUUCCAUUUGCUCAAUACUGUCCCGGCGUUGGAAAAUCAUGAAGUUGUUUUCUCCCCGGUUAAUCAUAUACUUUAUGGAGUGUUUGUGGAGCAGGAUAAUGAUAAUGAGCCGACUUGCUCGACGGCUUUUCAAACUCUUGAUGCGUUAGAUUACUCGUCUAUUGCGACCUGUGAUGUUAAAAAGGGAAUUUAUAGCUUGGCGUGCAAUAAAUAUGACACGCAGAUUGCUAUUGUGGAGAAUGUUGGCGAGGAGUAUAUUAAUGUACAGGAAUCGUCGGUUAGGUUGUAUGAUGUUGGGAGGAGGAGGGAUGAUGAAGAUGAAGCUGAUGAGGAUGAUGAUGAAGAUGAUCUUGAUGCUAGUGAUGAUGAUGAUGGCUCUAAUUCGGAUUCUGAUGAUGAUGAUGACAAUAAUGGCGAUGAUCUCGAUAAUGCAGACCAAGCUGUCGACGCGGAUCAGAAUUUGAACGAAGGUGAGGACAACGACGACGAUGAUGAUGAUGAUGAUGAUGAUGACGAUGAGAAUGAUGAUGAUGAUGACGACGACGAUGAUGAUACUCUCGACGGCGAUGAUUCAGCUAAUGAUAGUGACGAGUUCAACCCAGAAUCACCCGAUUACAAUCUAUCAUACUUGGAUGAUUUUGAAGGUCUGUUUCAUGUGUAAUUUGGCUGUGAUCUUGCCGUGAUUUACAAGCUCCGUCUCUUCAGUUAUACUAAUUAAUUUUUUAAAUAUUUAAAUUCAAGUUCUACGUGCGUUGAGCGCAGAUUAUUUUUGUUUUUUUUACGAUAAAAUUUUUUUUUCCCAUGUGAAAAUGUAUAAAUGAAAAACUUUUUGCAUUGUAUUUAUGCUUAUAAGAAAUACAGAUUAAAAACUAGGGAUAACAUAAACUUUUAAA
Molecule: messenger RNA, 5136 nt
Organism: Cotesia glomerata
Lineage: Eukaryota; Metazoa; Arthropoda; Insecta; Hymenoptera; Braconidae
Gene: mahj
Product: protein mahjong
Exons: 4
Coding region: 210-4904 (1564 amino acids)
Biological process (GO): protein ubiquitination
Cellular component (GO): Cul4-RING E3 ubiquitin ligase complex; nucleus
Molecular function (GO): protein binding
Source: RefSeq, a predicted model, not a curated record